AUGGUGUUCAGUUGUAGUUCUCUUCUUUAUUCUUGUUCACUUAAUAAGAUACCACGCACAACAGAUUGUCAAGACCAACAGCUUCUUAAACCUCAAUCAGUGCUCUCCACCUUCACAAGACACACACCCACAAUAAUGCAAUACAAGAAAUCUCUAGCCUCCGCCGCCAUUGUCGCUACCGCAAUGAGUGCCGCUGUCCCAGCUGAACCAUGGACUACUUUGACCCCAUCUGCUACGUACAACGGUGGUGUCACUGACUACGCCUCGACUUUCGGUAUUGCCGUCAUUGCUGCUCCUGCUCAAGCGUCUACCACUGAAAAGGCCAAGAGAGACAACAAGGACGACAAGAAGACUACCACAAAGGCCAAGGAAACUAAGACCAAGACCAAGGCCAAGGAAACUAAGAAGACCACAACCAAGGACGGCAAGAAGGACAACAACAAGGAUGUCACUCAGAUCGCCGACGGUCAAGUCCAAGCUACAAAGGCCGCUGCUGCCCCAGUCUCCCAGAUUGGUGACGGUCAGAUCCAAGCUGCCACUAAGGCCGCUGUUUCUCAAAUAGGUGACGGUCAAGUCCAAGCCACCAAGGCUGCUGUCUCUCAAAUUGGUGAUGGUCAAGUGCAAGCUACCAAGGCUGCUGUCUCCCAAAUCGGUGACGGUCAAGUUCAAGCCACCAAGGCUGCUGUCUCUCAAAUUGGUGACGGCCAGGUCCAAGCCACUAAGGCUGCUGUCUCUCAAAUUGGUGAUGGUCAAGUGCAAGCUACCAAGGCUGCUGUCUCCCAAAUCGGUGACGGUCAAGUUCAAGCCGCUACUAAGGCCGCUGUUUCCCAGAUUGGUGACGGCCAAGUCCAAGCUGCCACAAAAACUGCUGCUUCUCAAAUAGGAGAUGGUCAAGUCCAAGCUACCGCCACUGGUGCCCAACAGGUUGCUGACGGUCAAGUCCAAGCUAAGUCCCCAGCUGGUGUCCUUGCCAACACCUGUAACUCAGACAGCACUUUGAAGAUGACUUUGAAGAAGGGUGAAUUGGUCGACUCCAAGGGUAGAAUCGGUUCCAUCGUUGCCAACAGACAAUUCCAAUUCGACGGUCCACCACCACAAGCCGGUGCCAUCUACGCUGCUGGGUGGUCCAUCACCCCAGCCGGUAACUUGGCCCUGGGUGACCAGGACGUCUUCUACCAAUGUUUGUCCGGUGACUUCUACAACUUGUACGACAAGCACAUUGGUUCCGUCUGUAACCCAGUUUACUUGCAAGCUUUGAACGUUGUUAACUGUUAA
Huiozyma naganishii CBS 8797 is the source of this 1275-nucleotide messenger RNA. RefSeq lists its product as uncharacterized. Gene Ontology annotation, molecular function: structural constituent of cell wall. The coding region runs from base 1 to 1275 and encodes 424 amino acids. The transcript has a single exon. The record is from RefSeq and is a predicted model, not a curated record. Lineage: Eukaryota; Fungi; Ascomycota; Saccharomycetes; Saccharomycetales; Saccharomycetaceae. Gene Ontology annotation, cellular component: fungal-type cell wall. Gene Ontology annotation, biological process: fungal-type cell wall organization.